GCCUGGGACAUGCUGUGUGUGUGUCUGUAAUAUAUACAGUGACUGUCCCACUCCCAGCCAUAUCCAAUUCUUCCGGCUCAGCCCUGCAACAUGUCUGUCCUCACAAAUCUCUUCGACUACAUAGAGAAGUCCCAGGAUCUCUAUGUUAAGAGACUGGCAGAAUGGGUGGCAAUACAGAGUGUAUCUGCCUGGCCAGAAAAAAGAAGCGAGAUAAAGAAGAUGAUGGAAGUUGCAGCUAAGGAGAUUGAGCGUCUUGGAGGGGAGGCUGAACUGGUCGACAUUGGCAAACAAAAGCUCCCUGAUGGUUCAGAGAUUCCACUUCCCCCUAUUAUCCUGGGCAAAUUGGGUUCCGACCCUGGUAAGAAGACUGUGUGUGUUUAUGGACACCUUGAUGUCCAGCCAGCAGCUCUGGAGGAUGGGUGGGACAGCGAACCCUUUGUGUUGGAAGAAAGAGAUGGCAAACUGUAUGGGAGAGGAUCUACAGAUGACAAAGGUCCUGUGCUUGCAUGGCUGAACAGCAUAGAGGCUUAUCAAAAAACUAACCAGGAGAUUCCAGUCAACCUUAAGUUCUGUUUUGAAGGAAUGGAGGAGUCUGGGUCUGAAGGCUUGGAUGACCUGAUUUUUGCCAAAAAGGAUACCUUCUUCAAAGAUGUAGACUAUGUUUGCAUUUCUGAUAACUAUUGGCUGGGCAAAAACAAGCCCUGUAUUACAUAUGGCCUCCGCGGGAUCUGCUAUUUUUUUAUUGAGGUGGAAUGCAGCAAUAAAGAUCUUCAUUCAGGAGUAUAUGGAGGUUCUGUUCAUGAAGCCAUGACAGACCUUAUUGCACUAAUGGGCAGUUUAAUUGACAAAAAAGGGAAAAUUCUUAUUCCGGGAAUAAAUGAAGCUGUAGCAGCAGUUACAAAAGAAGAAAGGAAAAUCUAUGAUGCUAUUGACUUUGAUCUCGAGGACUUUGCAAAUGACAUUGGUGCAAACAAACUUCUACAUGGUGCCAAGCAUGAAAUACUGAUGCACCGGUGGAGAUAUCCAUCUCUUUCUCUCCAUGGAAUUGAGGGGGCUUUCUCUGCAGGAGGAGCUAAAACGGUCAUACCACGGAAGGUCAUCGGAAAGUUCUCAAUAAGAUUAGUUCCAGAUAUGAAUCCAGAUGACGUGAAGACACAGGUUGAAGACUACUUAACAAAAAAAUUCAAAGAGCUGGAAAGUCCAAACAAGUUCAAAGUGACAAUGGGCCAUGGCGGUAAACCAUGGGUGUCUGACUUUAAUCAUCCUCACUACCUUGCUGGAAGGAAAGCCAUGAAAGCUGUGUUUAAUGUAGAACCUGAUCUAACCAGAGAGGGCGGAAGCAUUCCUGUAACGCUCACUUUCCAAGAGGCCACUGGCAAGAAUGUUAUGCUUCUGCCUGUGGGUUCUGCCGAUGACGGGGCACACUCUCAAAAUGAAAAACUAAACCGGUUUAAUUACAUCCAGGGAGUGAAGCUUCUAGGCGCUUACCUGUACGAGGUUUCUCAACUAGAAUAAAGCCUCAAUUCACUGUAUUCUGUUUCUUUAUCAUCGGAGGAUAAAGAUCAUUCCAUAUUUUCAUAUUUUAUAUGUUCUAAAAAGGCUGCUACAAUAAAUCUCUAGCCUACAGGCAUUUUAAAAAAAAAA
Molecule: messenger RNA, 1644 nt
Organism: Pelobates fuscus (common spadefoot toad)
Lineage: Eukaryota; Metazoa; Chordata; Amphibia; Anura; Pelobatidae
Gene: CNDP2
Product: carnosine dipeptidase 2
Exons: 12
Coding region: 91-1515 (474 amino acids)
Biological process (GO): proteolysis
Cellular component (GO): cytosol
Molecular function (GO): metallodipeptidase activity
Source: RefSeq, a predicted model, not a curated record